Phragmites australis (common reed) is the source of this 1680-nucleotide messenger RNA. Its product is annotated as cytochrome b561 and DOMON domain-containing protein At2g04850-like. The coding region runs from base 327 to 1571 and encodes 414 amino acids. The transcript has a single exon. NCBI's taxonomy places the organism in Eukaryota, Viridiplantae, Streptophyta, Magnoliopsida, Poales, Poaceae. The record is from RefSeq and is a predicted model, not a curated record.
UUUACACCUACUGUCGAUCCCAGAGCUCGAUGCAAGACUGGGGCCAAGGUCGGCACCGCACUCCACUUGGAUCCAGAUCACAGGGUGCAGCCUCCUUUUUGGAGCCUUUCCUUCACAGCUAAGAACGCAUUGAAACAAAGGCAACCAACGAACGCACCACACAGCCAUCAUGGCGCUCGCUCCUCGAAACGGACCACUAAAACCACACUUACGCGCACAGACAAAGCCAGAUUAGACGCACGCCAAAACUUUGCGCACCACUGCACACUAGCUCGUGGCUGGCUAGCUUAUUCGCGCCACUCAGCCGCUCGACACAGCGCGCAGCAAUGCGGCAGAUAAGCAGCCAUCCGAGGCGUGCAAUCCUCGGCUUGCUACGGGUGGCUGUGGUCGCCGCCGCCGCCGUCCUUGCCGACGGAGCGAGGGCCGCGGCGGCCGGGCGGUGCGCGACGUCGACGCCGGUCAAGACGUACGACAAGUGCAUCGCCCUACCGACGCAGGGCGCCACGCUCGCGUGGACGUACGACGCGCGGAACGCGACGCUGGACGCCGCGUUCACGGGCUCCUUCAUCUCACCGUCCGGCUGGGUGGCAUGGGGUGUCAACGCUGACGCGCCGGCAAUGACCGGGGCGCGCGUCCUCUCCGCGUUCUCCGACCCGUCAACCGGCGCGCUCCUCGCUCUGCCGUUCCUCCUCUCCCCCGACGUGAAGCUCCAGGCGUCGCCUCUGGUGUCCCGGCCGCUGGACAUCCCGCUGCUGGCCUCCUCCGCCAACCUCCUCGCCCCUGCGCGCACCGUCCGCGACGGCGCGUCGGUGACCAUCGCCGCCACCAUCCGUCUCUCCCCGAACCGUACCAAGCUCCACUUCGUGUGGAACCGCGGGCUCUACGUGCAGGGCUACUCCCCGACCAUCCACCCCACCGACGCCUCCGACCUCGCGUCGCACGCCACCGUGGACAUCCUCACCACCGCCACCGAGGCCUCGCCCACCACGUCGGCCACGCUGCAGUGGAUGCACGGCUCCCUGAACGCGCUCUCGUGGGGUCUGCUCCUCCCAGUCGGCGCGGCGGUGGCGCGGUACCUGCGGCCGUGCGCGUCCACGGGGCCGGCGUGGUUCUACGCGCACGCGGCAAUCCAGUCGACGGGGUACACCCUGGGCGCGGCCGGGUUUGUGCUGGGUCUGGUGAUGGGCUCCGCGUCGCCGGGCGUGACGUACAAGCUGCACCGCGGGCUGGGCAUCGCGGCUGCGACGGCGGGGAGCCUGCAGACGCUGGCGAUGUUCUUCCGGCCCAAGACGACGAACAUGUACCGCAAGUACUGGAAGUCGUACCACCACCUGGUGGGGUACGGGUGCGUGGUGGUCGGGGUGGUGAACGUGUUCCAGGGGUUCGAGGUCAUGGGGCUGGGCGUGUCCUACUGGAAGCUGGGCUACUGCAUAGCGCUCGCCACGCUGGUCGGCGCCUGCGUGGCGCUGGAGGUGAACGCGUGGGUGGUCUUCUGCCGGAGGCAGCAGCAGGAGAAGCUCAUGAGGAGGGAGGUCGAGAACGUCGUCGUCAAGGACGCGGCUGCCUUCUAGGCUGAGGCUUAACGGCGUACGUGUAUUCUUAUCUGCCUCUGUUUGCCUGGACAAGCAUGGCAUGCAGACAGUUGUGAGUCGAGGGAGGCCGGAACCGAAGCAAAAUUUA